Messenger RNA from Phaeoacremonium minimum UCRPA7, 420 nucleotides. Its product is annotated as putative gnat family protein. The coding region runs from base 1 to 420 and encodes 139 amino acids. The transcript has 3 exons. Lineage: Eukaryota; Fungi; Ascomycota; Sordariomycetes; Togniniales; Togniniaceae. The record is from RefSeq and is a predicted model, not a curated record.
AUGACCUCGUGCUUUAACGUCCCUAUCAAUCUCUCGCGCUUAGAGAAUGAUCGCCUCAAACUGGUCCCGCUAAAGGAUAAUCUCGAGGAAUGGGGCGCGGCCUGGGUCGAGGACGGAAUUCGCAACUCAAAAACCUACGACUGGCUUACUUAUGGCCCCUUCGCUAGUGGCGCUGAAUAUGUAUUGUGGUACAAUGACAACUGCCGCAACGACACCAGCACCCUCCUUUUAGCUAUCCUUCUCAAGGCUGGCACCGUCACUCGCAGAGACCCAGUCACUGGUGAGACGGCCAGUGCCGAAAUCGCCGACGGAACCUUUGCUGGGCUCUGCGGCAUUGUCAGCCAGCCCGAGCGCGCUACCAUGGACAUGGGGCAGCUGCUGGUUAGCAGCUUCCAGCGAACAUUUGAGGACUGGGGUUGA